Messenger RNA from Mycetomoellerius zeteki, 739 nucleotides. Its product is annotated as enhancer of rudimentary homolog. The coding region runs from base 370 to 681 and encodes 103 amino acids. The record is from RefSeq and is a predicted model, not a curated record. Lineage: Eukaryota; Metazoa; Arthropoda; Insecta; Hymenoptera; Formicidae. The transcript is spliced from 3 exons.
UGGUUGCCUGGGGAGUACAUUUCACUCCCAGUAGCGCGCUCCGAUUUUCUAUGGCAAAUGCCAAUAUAUCUAAGUGUUACAAUUUUAUUAAAGUCUAACAUUCAAAACGUGAUCUGGCCGUAUCGACCUCCUAUUGGUUGUUUGGAGGCGUGAGCCAUAAAUUAAGAAGAAGAAGAAGAAGAAGAAGUCGUCAAUUCAUAUAACAUUAAUUUGCUCGCGUUUGAUUCCAAUAGAUUUCUUUUUUUUAGGCUUCAAAUCGUUCUAAGGGAGUAUUAUUCCAUAUUAUCUGGAUUGUUAUCGGAAUUACUGAUAAUUACUGAGUUAUCAUUUUAUGAUCUAUACUUACCUACUAGGACUACGUAAACAAAAAUGUCUCAUACAAUACUAUUAGUACAACCUGGUGUCAGGCCUGAAACAAGAACAUAUUCUGAUUAUGAAAGCAUUAAUGAAUGUAUGGAAGGAGUUUGUAAAAUUUAUGAAGAACAUCUAAAGAGACGAAAUCCAAACACUCCAACUAUUACUUAUGACAUUAGUCAAUUAUUUGAUUUCGUUGAUCAAUUAACGGAUUUAUCCUGUCUUGUGUAUCAAAAAUCGACAAAUACUUAUGCUCCUUAUAAUAAGGAUUGGAUUAAAGAAAAGAUAUAUGUUUUAUUGCGUAGAGUUGCGGGACAUGGAGAGUGAUCAAUACAUAUAUAUGUGUAUAUAUAUAUAUACGUGUGUUUUCAUAUAUAAGAUAAUU